Molecule: messenger RNA, 5411 nt
Organism: Myiozetetes cayanensis
Lineage: Eukaryota; Metazoa; Chordata; Aves; Passeriformes; Tyrannidae
Gene: ABCC3
Product: ATP binding cassette subfamily C member 3
Exons: 31
Coding region: 77-4669 (1530 amino acids)
Biological process (GO): transmembrane transport
Cellular component (GO): membrane
Molecular function (GO): ATP binding; ABC-type transporter activity; ATP hydrolysis activity
Source: RefSeq, a predicted model, not a curated record
GGGGCCGGCACCGGCUCCUACCCCCGCCCGGUGCCCGGCGUGCGCCGGGAGCAGGCUCCGAGCCCCUGCCGCGGACAUGGAGGCUUUCUGCGGGUCCCGCUUCUGGGACUCAAAUCUGACGAUACACACUGACAACCCAGACCUGACACCGUGUUUCCAGAAUACCAUCCUAGCAUGGAUCCCCAGUGUUUACCUCUGGAGUGCAUUACCCUUCUAUCUUCUGUACCUCAAGCGCAACAAAAGAGGGUACAUCGUGCUGUCGGUGCUGAGCAGGUUCAAGACGCUGUUUGGUGUCCUGCUGUGGUCCGUGAGCUGGGCUGAUCUCUUCUACUCCUUCCACGAGCUCCUGCAAAACAGAACCCCUCCACCAGUCUAUUUUGUGACCCCACUGGUCGUUGGCAUCACUGUGCUGUUGGCUACCUUGCUUAUUCAGUACGAAAGGCUGAGAGGAGUUCAGUCCUCUGGAGUGCUCAUUAUCUUCUGGUUCUUGUCUGUGCUCUGUGCCGUGGGGCCUUUCCGGUCGAAGAUCAUGGCUACAACAGCACAGAGCCACGUAAAUGAAAGGUUCAGGUUUACCACGUUUUACAUCUACUUUGCUUUGAUAAUCGUUGAGUUGAUCCUUUCGUGUUUUAAAGAGAAGCCUCCGUUUUUUUCCCCUGUCAAUACAGAUACUAAUCCAUGUCCAGAGUUAAAUUCAGGCUUCCUGUCAAGACUGACGUUUUGGUGGUUUACAAGCAUGGCAAUUCAUGGGUACAAAAAGCCUCUGGAAGAAAAAGAUUUGUGGUCGCUGAAUGAAGAUGAUACUUCAAAAAAUAUCGUGCAGCAACUGAGUAAAGAGUGGGACAGAGAAAAAGCAGAGUGCAAACAGAAAGAAGAAGAUGUGACGUACAUGAAGAAAUCGAACCAUGUGCUGAAUCAUGUUGGGGAUGGUCCAGAGGAAGCAGAAGUUCUGAUCAGAGGCAAAAAGCACAAUAGGAAACCUUCCUUUCUCAAAGCUUUGUUGAGGACCUUCGGGCCAUACUUCUUAAUUGGCUCCUUCUUCAAGCUGAUACAAGACCUGCUUUCUUUCGUCAACCCCCAGCUGUUAAGUGUAUUAAUUGGCUUCAUCAAGAACAAAGAUGCCCCAGCCUGGUGGGGAUUUCUGAUUACAGCUUUGAUGUUUGUCUGUGCUGUGCUGCAGACACUCAUACUUCACCAGCACUUCCAGUACUGCUUUGUUACUGGGAUGAGGCUGAGGACUGGGAUCACUGGAGUGAUAUACCGAAAGUCCUUAGCCAUCACAAACUCAGCGAAGCGCUCGUCUACUGUUGGAGAAAUUGUCAACUUGAUGUCCGUGGAUGCCCAACGUUUCAUGGACCUGAUGACUUUCCUGAACAUGUUGUGGUCUGCACCACUCCAGAUAUUUCUGGCUUUGUAUUUCCUCUGGCAGGCUUUAGGACCUUCUGUGCUGGCUGGAGUUGCUGUGAUGGUCUUGCUUAUCCCAUUUAACUCUGCAAUAGCAAUAAAAACCAGAGCAUUCCAGGUGGAACAAAUGCGCUAUAAAGACUCCCGCAUUAAAUUAAUGAACGAGAUCCUGGGCGGCAUCAAGGUGCUGAAGCUCUACGCUUGGGAGCCAUCCUUUUCAGAAAAGGUCCUGGAGAUACGAAAGAACGAGCUGCGGGUUUUGAAAAAAUCUGCUUAUCUCAAUUCUUUGUCCACCUUCACCUGGAUCAGCGCCCCGUUCCUGGUAGCACUGACGACGUUUGCCGUGUAUGUCUCAGUGGAUGAGAAGAAUAUCCUGGAUGCAGAAAAGGCUUUUGUCUCCCUCUCCUUGUUCAAUAUCCUGAAGUUUCCCCUCAACAUGCUUCCACAAGUCAUUAGCAAUAUUGCGCAGACAAGUGUUUCCCUGAAGAGAAUUCAGCAGUUUCUGAGUCAUGAUGAACUUGAUCCGAAUUGUGUGGAAACAAAGGUGAUUUCACCAGGCAAUGCCAUCAGUGUAAAAAAUGCCACGUUCAGCUGGGGAAAGGAGCUUAAGCCAACUUUGAAAGAUAUAAAUAUGUUGGUCCCCAGUGGUGCUUUGGUUGCCAUUGUUGGCCAUGUUGGCUGUGGGAAGUCUUCUCUGGUGUCUGCUCUCCUGGGUGAAAUGGAAAAGCUGGAAGGAGAAGUGGCUGUGAAGGGUUCUGUUGCUUAUGUGCCUCAACAAGCCUGGAUCCAGAAUGCCACGCUGAAAGAUAACAUUUUGUUUGGCCAAGCUCCUAAUGAGGAAAAAUACCAAAAUACCCUGGAGGCCUGUGCUUUAAAAACUGACCUGGAAGUGCUGCCAGGAGGAGAUCAGACUGAGAUAGGAGAGAAGGGCAUCAACCUGUCAGGUGGGCAGAGGCAGCGCGUGAGCCUCGCCCGUGCCGUGUACAGCGGCUCUGACAUUUACCUGUUAGAUGAUCCCCUGUCUGCCGUGGACUCGCACGUCGCAAAGCACAUCUUUGACAAAGUCAUUGGGCCAGAGGGGGUGCUCAAAGGAAAAACCCGAAUUCUGGUGACCCAUGGCGUCAGCUUCCUACCUCAGGUAGACCAUAUAGUUGUCCUGGUAGAUGGCAAAAUCUCUGAAAUGGGAUCUUACCAAGACCUUCUGAAACAAAACAAGGCCUUUGCAGAAUUCCUGCGAAAUUAUGCACUGGACGAAGACGUUGAAGAGGACGAACCAACAAUGCUGGAGGAGGAAGAAGUCCUGCUGGCUGAAGACACCCUCAGCAUCCACACCGACCUGGCGGAUAACGAACCAGUGACCAAUGAGGUCCGCAAACAGUUCCUUAGGCAACUUAGUGUAGUGUCUUCUGAGGGAGGAGAAUGUCCCAACAAAAUGUCAACGAAACGAAGAGUCUGUGAGAAGAAGCCAGCAGAGCCUCCUCUGCCAAGAAAAAAUGCUAACGAGAAACUUAUUCAGGCUGAAACCACUGAAACAGGCACGGUGAAGCUAUCAGUGUUCUGGCAAUACAUGAAGGCUGUCAGCCCUGUCCUGUCUUUAGCAAUAUGUUUCCUGUAUUGCUGUCAAAAUGCUGCUUCCAUUGGGGCCAACGUGUGGCUCAGUGACUGGACCAACGAGCCGGUGGUAAAUGGGACUCAGCACAACACGGCCAUGAGAAUCGGGGUCUACGCUGCCUUGGGCCUCUUGCAAGGGCUCAUAGUGCUGAUCUGCUCCUUCACGCUGGCCAUGGGGGGCAUCAACGCCGCCCGGACGCUCCACGCUGCGCUGCUGGAGAACAAAUUUCACACCCCACAGUCCUUCUACGACACCACCCCGACCGGCCGCAUCAUCAACCGCUUCUCCAAGGACAUCUACGUCAUCGACGAGGUCAUCCCGCCAACCAUCCUGAUGUUCCUCGGGACGUUCUUCACCUCCGUGUCGACCAUGAUUGUCAUUAUAGCGACCACUCCUCUCUUCGCCGUGGUUAUAGUUCCACUUGCAAUUCUGUAUUUCUUUGUUCAGCGAUUCUACGUCGCGACCUCCCGCCAGCUGAAGCGCCUGGAGUCCGUGAGCAGAUCUCCCAUCUACUCCCACUUCUCAGAGACAGUGUCAGGGGCCAGUGUCAUCAGAGCCUACAGGAGAGUGAAGGCCUUUGUAGACAUCAGUGAUCUGAAGGUGGACGAAAAUCAGAAGAGUUACUACCCUGGGAUCGUAUCAAACAGGUGGCUGGGCAUUCGAGUUGAGUUCGUGGGGAACUGCAUUGUCCUUUUUGCUGCCCUUUUUGCUGUGAUUGGUAGAAACAGCCUGAAUGCUGGCCUGGUAGGACUGUCAGUGUCCUAUGCGCUGCAGGUGACCUUGUCUCUGAAUUGGAUGGUCCGAAUGACUUCUGAACUCGAAACUAACAUUGUGGCUGUGGAAAGAAUAAAAGAGUAUUCAGAAACAGAAACAGAGGCUCCCUGGAUCAUUGAAGGCAAGAGUCCCCCAGAAGACUGGCCAUCCAAGGGAGAGCUGGAGUUUGUGAAUUACUCAGUGAGGUACAGGAAGGGCCUGGAUCUGGUGCUGAAGGGUAUAAACCUCCAAGUCCAUGGUGGGGAAAAGAUUGGAAUUGUUGGCAGAACCGGAGCAGGGAAGUCCUCCAUGACGCUCUGUCUCUUUAGGAUCCUGGAAGCUGCAAAAGGGGAAAUUAAAAUUGAUGGUGUGAAAAUUUCAGAAAUUGGUCUCCAUGACCUUCGAUCGAGGCUAACAAUUAUUCCUCAGGAUCCUGUUCUAUUUUCUGGAACACUGAGGAUGAACCUGGACCCAUUUAAUAAGUAUUCAGAUGAGGAAAUAUGGAAAGCCCUUGAGCUGUCUCACUUGAAGAGGUUCGUCAGCAGUCAGCCAUCCAUGCUGGACUACGAGUGCUCAGAGGGUGGAGAGAACCUCAGCGUUGGCCAGAGGCAGCUUGUGUGCCUGGCCAGGGCCCUCCUGCGCAAGACCAGGAUCCUGAUCCUGGACGAGGCGACCGCGGCCAUCGACCUGGAGACGGACGAUCUCAUCCAGAUGACAAUCCGGACGCAGUUUGAGGACUGCACGGUGCUGACCAUCGCACACAGGCUGAACACAAUCAUGGACUACACCAGGGUUCUUGUUCUAGACAAUGGAACCAUAGCUGAAUUUGACACACCUGCAAACCUUAUAGCAGCAAAGGGCAUUUUCUACAGUAUGGCCAAAGAUGCUGGACUGGCAUGAAGAGAAGACCCCUGAAGACCCCUUGGGUUUUGGGUUUGGUGUUUUUUUAAUAUUACUGACUUGCCACAAAAGUGACUUGUGAAUGUACUGUAAUUUUACAAAACAGUUUUUGUAGUAGACUCAACACGUGAUAUGUGAACAAAGUAUUUUACAAUUACAAGGAGCAGAAAGUGAAUUUUAUAUUUUUAAAUAUUUUCUAUAUACAUAUUUUAUUACAUGCUUUUUUUCCCAAAGAAGGCCAAACAUUCUGACAAGAAAAUGUAUGUACUGCAGGGCAAUAAGUACUGCAUUCAGGUUUGUAAUUAGUAAAUUAUAUUAAUGGUACAAAAUACACCUGGUUUGUGUGUUUUCUGCAUAAGGAUUCAUUGGGUUUGAAGUGGAAAACAGGCCCAGUUAAGUUGUGACUCAGCUGAAUAAUAGUGAAAUGAUGUGUAACCUCUGAGUGGUUCCAACCUGUUCCUUUCAAUAUUUCUCCAGGGCAAGGGAGUUGAGUGUUGCAGCUCCCAGGCUGUGAGCUAUCCCAGGACCUUUGGGAUCCCUGCCCAGGGCAACUUCGGCAUUAUAAAAUUCCUCUUCGGCAUAAGAAGUAACAUGUAUUUAAAACUAAACCUACAAAUGGCUUCACAUAAAUCAUUAACCACACAAAUCUUUCCAAUUCAGUAGACUCCACACAAGCCUACAGGGACAUGAUUGGCACUUAACUACUAGGAUUUUGCUGUAUCUCUCUUAGGUAUGGAGUCAC